AUGCCCGGGACAGAGGGGAGCUCGGAGGCUGUCUGCAGGUCCCUUGCAGCCAGUUUGCUGGCUGGGAGCAAAGAACCCGAGAAGAGCAGCCGCUGCCGGGGUUUUGCCAUCACGGAGCUGCUGGGACUGGACAGCAGUAGCAGUAGCGAGACCGGCCACUCGGGGGCACCGUCAGCCCAACCUCCUCCUCCCCCUCCUCCUCCACUUGCCCCCCAGCCGCCGAGGGAACCGCCACCGAUGCUCACCGCCGGCCUGGGGCUGCUGUGCAGCCGCUCGCUCAGCGCUUUCCGGCCGCCCGGAGCCUCUCUCCUGGACGCGCUAUCAGCCCUGCCCGGUCGCAUGCCUCUACUCCGGGGGGUCGCCCUGUUGGACAGCUACCAGCCGCUCCACAACUCCGAUGAUGAGAACACAUUAUGUGAUCGCAGUGACUUGAAGAAUUCAGCAGCAUCGCAGGUGAAAAGAAAGAAGAGGCGGCACAGAACUGUGUUCACAACUCAUCAGUUGGAGGAACUGGAGAAAUCUUUCAAUGAGGCUCAUUACCCAGAUGUAUAUGCAAGAGAAAUGUUAGCAAUGAAGACAGAGCUCGCUGAAGACCGAAUACAGGUGUGGUUUCAGAAUCGAAGAGCGAAGUGGAGGAAGCGGGAGAAAUGCUGGGGCAGAAGCAGUGUGAUGGCCGAGUAUGGACUGUAUGGUGCCAUGGUCCGGCACUCCAUUCCACUGCCUGAAUCCAUACUUAACUCUGGCAAAAAUGGUUUGGUAGGAUCUUGUGCCCCCUGGCUGCUUGGAAUGCAUAAAAAAUCUGUUGACUCAACACUGAAAACUAAAAGUGAAGCAACUGUAGGAGAUGAUUGUGUGGCGAGCAGUGCACGGGCAUCACAGACUGAGGGUGGCACAGACCGGAUGCCUGCAACAAACUGUGACACUACAUCUGAAGAUGACGACAUGGCGUUAGACCUUUCCAGCACAGAAAAACCACUGACCAAGGACAAUGGUUCAAAACAAUGCAUUUCAGGGUGGUCCAAUGUGGAAGUCAGACACAGAAGACUGAAGAAAAAUUAA
This is a messenger RNA of Rhincodon typus (whale shark), 1059 nucleotides long. RefSeq names its product visual system homeobox 1. NCBI's taxonomy places the organism in Eukaryota, Metazoa, Chordata, Chondrichthyes, Orectolobiformes, Rhincodontidae. Gene Ontology annotation, cellular component: nucleus. The coding region runs from base 1 to 1059 and encodes 352 amino acids. The transcript has 5 exons. The record is from RefSeq and is a predicted model, not a curated record. Gene Ontology annotation, biological process: regulation of transcription by RNA polymerase II. Gene Ontology annotation, molecular function: sequence-specific double-stranded DNA binding; DNA-binding transcription factor activity, RNA polymerase II-specific.